Molecule: messenger RNA, 1095 nt
Organism: Cavia porcellus (domestic guinea pig)
Lineage: Eukaryota; Metazoa; Chordata; Mammalia; Rodentia; Caviidae
Gene: Rnase10
Product: ribonuclease A family member 10 (inactive)
Exons: 3
Coding region: 215-865 (216 amino acids)
Biological process (GO): defense response to Gram-positive bacterium
Molecular function (GO): nucleic acid binding
Source: RefSeq, a predicted model, not a curated record
ACUGUCUGCAAUUUCCUAGACUGGAGACAUUUCCUGCCUUGGAUGUCUCGAUCUGUUUCAUUGCCCAAAAAGUCCUACUUCAAAGUGUUUGUGGGAGCAGAAAGGCAAGUUGCUUAACAUCCAGGCAGUGCUCACAGAGAAGAAAACCCUGGGAAGGAAGAAUUUCAGCAACAGGACCCAGGACUCUCUGAAGUUACGUAGGUGUAUAGGCAAUAUGAAGCUGACCCUGGUACAGAUCUUUUUCAUCAUGCUUCUGCUGCUGCUGGGCCUGGGGCUGGGCCUAGGACUGGGACUGCACAUGGCUGCAGCAGUCCUGGAGGACAGUGACCAGCCACUGAAUGAGUUUUGGUCCAGUGACUCACAGGACAAAGCUGAGGCCACUGAGGAGGGAGAGGGCACUCCAACCCCAGAAACCCUGGUGCUUAGCAACAAAGCAGUUGUGCAACCUGACUGGCCAGAAGAGACCAUCCUCAGUGAAGAUGAGGUGGGAGGGGACCCGGCUCUCAAAGCGGAGGUCUCCUUUCAGAGCUACAGAGACUAUCUUAGGCUUGACUUGACGGACAGAGAGUGUAACACCCUGAUGGCGAACAAAGUGAAACAGCCCAAUCAAAGUUGCGUAUCUGAGUACACAUUCAUACACGAGCAUCUUCACACAGUCAAAGCUGUCUGUAACAGCCCUGUUGUUCCCUGUGAGCUCAAGGGGGCCAAAUGUCACAAAAGCCCUCGUGCUUUUGACUUGACGUACUGCAAGUUGUCUAAACCAGGCCAAGUCACUCCUAAAUGCAAUUACAUAACCUUCAUUAUGAAAAAGGUUAUUCUUAUAACCUGUAAGGACAUGAAGCUCCAUUUAACAGCUAUACAAUGAUGCAACUUAUCCUCUUCUUUCUCUACAUCUUAUUCUCUUUCAUUUGCUUCCCCAUUUCCAUUUUCUCUCAUUGUUCUCCCUCCCUCAGGUAUCUUGUGGUGAAGGUCCUGAAAAGACAGCCUGUGCUUUAUCAUUCUCUUGUGAAAAUAAAAUUCCUUGCCUUAUGGGUCAUACACUUUGCAUUGUGGUCCUGGGAACUGCGGUGGCAGAAUAAAGCAAAGAUGGCUGGG